Arachis stenosperma is the source of this 687-nucleotide messenger RNA. RefSeq lists its product as uncharacterized. The coding region runs from base 1 to 687 and encodes 228 amino acids. Lineage: Eukaryota; Viridiplantae; Streptophyta; Magnoliopsida; Fabales; Fabaceae. Gene Ontology annotation, biological process: DNA integration. The record is from RefSeq and is a predicted model, not a curated record. The transcript has a single exon. Gene Ontology annotation, molecular function: nucleic acid binding.
AUGACAUGUCUGCUGAAGAAACAAGGCAUCAUUCACAAGGUGGCAACAGCUUACCAUCCCCAGACCAAUGGGCAAGCCGAGGUGUCAAAUAGGGAGAUCAAGCGCAUAUUAGAGAAGAAUGUGAAGCCUCACGGGAAGGACUGGAGUGCUCGACAGGCAGAUGCGCUUUGGGCUUAUAGGACUACAUACAAGACACCUAUCGGAAUGAGUCCAUUCCGCCUCAUCUACGGAAAGGCAUGUCACCUUCUAGUGGAGGUGGAACACAAGGCAUACUGGGCGGUGAAAGAAUGCAACUUAGGAUUGAGGGGAGCCGGCAUUAAAAGGAAGCUGCAACUUCAGGAAUUAGAGAGCCUUCGACUAGAGGAGUAUGAGAACUCACGGCUCUACAAGGAAAAGGUGAAGGCAGUGCAUGACAAGAAUAUCAAGAGAAGAGAGUUUAGAGCUGGGAAUUUGGUCUUCCUCUAUAACUCAAGGCUAAGACUCUUGCCAGAAAAGUUGAGAUCAAGGUGGGAAGGACCCUAUAGGGUGGAGAAGGCUGAGCCUUAUGGAGUCUUCCACCUGAGUCACCUUUCAAGCCCCACCUUCUUCAAGGUAAAUGGCCACCGCUUGAAUUUAUAUCAUGGUGAGAAAAUGAAGAGCAAUAAGGAGCUGGAGAUCUUCCACUUGAAGGACCCAGCUGGUGGGUGA